AAUUCCCCACUCCCCCCGGACGAGCGCUCGAGGCUUCGUGAUUUGGAGUUCGAGUUUCCACGCCCGCCGCCUGCUCGACGAAACACCUGCGCGUGCGGGGAGUGCUCGGCCGCCAUGCAGGAGGGGUGGGGGUCGCCUGCCGAGAUGAGGAAGGUCACGGCCCCGGCGCAGGACGAUGGCGAGGACUGGUUCAGCGGUGUCCCCGACGACGUCAUCCGCCACAUCAUGUCGUUCCUGACCACGCGCGAGGCUGUGCGGACGUGCGCGGUGUCGCGGCGGUGGCGCGGCCUGUGCCGCUCCGUGCCCUGCAUCGACGCCGACAUCAUCGUCUUCAAGCGGAGAGACACCGAAGUGGAACAGUAUGAUGAAGAGGGGGAGUUGGCGUUCAAGAUGUUUAUGAACAAGGUGAUGGAGCUCCGCUACACCGUUGCCACGAUACCUGAGAAUGGAAAGUAAUUUGCAAAUGGUACCCAAGAUUCAACAAUCUUGUGAGCCUGACUCUCGGUCAGUGGUGUCU
Messenger RNA from Oryza brachyantha (malo sina), 517 nucleotides. RefSeq names its product F-box/LRR-repeat protein At3g58900-like. Lineage: Eukaryota; Viridiplantae; Streptophyta; Magnoliopsida; Poales; Poaceae. Gene Ontology annotation, molecular function: protein binding. The record is from RefSeq and is a predicted model, not a curated record. Bases 115 to 456 code for a protein of 113 amino acids. The transcript has 3 exons.